Messenger RNA from Mustela lutreola (European mink), 2465 nucleotides. It is a transcript of the gene KCTD15, whose product is annotated as potassium channel tetramerization domain containing 15. NCBI's taxonomy places the organism in Eukaryota, Metazoa, Chordata, Mammalia, Carnivora, Mustelidae. The coding region runs from base 284 to 1135 and encodes 283 amino acids. Gene Ontology annotation, biological process: protein homooligomerization. The transcript is spliced from 7 exons. The record is from RefSeq and is a predicted model, not a curated record. Gene Ontology annotation, molecular function: protein binding.
GGGGGAGGGUUGGGGGCGAGAGAGAAAGUAACUCCAGGACGAGACCGGAGCGACCCGCGCAGCGAGCAUAGGCGGCGAGGCUGUGCCCGGCGCCCGAGACCGGCGGCUGCGGGGGGCGGGGGCUGCGCCCGAGCCGGAUCCGCCGCUCCGGCUCCGAGCAGUGGUGUCGGGGAAAGGUCGUUGUCCAGCACAGAUGCGUUUGCCCGAGGCAGCACGAGAGAUUCUGGUGGAGGCGUAAAGCCUGGGGCUUCCAAUGAUACUCUGGGCAGCGAUGGAAGCCUAGAUGCCUCACCGCAAGGAGCGGCCGAGCGGGUCCUCGCUUCACACCCACAGCAGCGCCGGCACUGCGGAGGGAGGAAGCAUGUCCCGGUUAUCUCUUACCCGGUCGCCCGUGUCUCCCCUGGCCGCCCAGGGCAUCCCACUGCCCGCCCAGCUCACCAAGUCCAACGCACCUGUGCACAUCGACGUGGGCGGCCACAUGUACACCAGCAGCCUGGCCACGCUCACCAAGUACCCCGACUCCAGAAUAAGCCGCCUCUUCAAUGGCACCGAGCCCAUCGUCCUGGACAGUCUGAAGCAACACUAUUUCAUCGACAGGGAUGGGGAGAUUUUCCGCUACGUCCUGAGCUUCCUGCGGACGUCCAAACUGCUGCUCCCGGAUGACUUCAAGGACUUCAGCCUGCUGUACGAGGAGGCCCGGUAUUACCAGCUGCAGCCCAUGGUGCGGGAGCUGGAGCGCUGGCAGCAGGAGCAGGAGCAGCGGCGCCGCAGCCGCGCCUGUGACUGCCUGGUGGUGCGGGUCACGCCGGACUUGGGGGAGCGCAUCGCGCUCAGCGGUGAGAAGGCCCUCAUCGAGGAGGUCUUCCCUGAGACGGGGGACGUCAUGUGCAACUCUGUCAACGCCGGCUGGAACCAGGACCCCACGCACGUCAUCCGCUUCCCGCUCAACGGCUACUGCCGGCUCAACUCUGUGCAGGUGCUGGAGAGGCUGUUCCAGAGGGGUUUCAGUGUGGCUGCGUCCUGCGGGGGUGGUGUGGACUCCUCCCAGUUCAGCGAGUACGUGCUCUGCCGGGAGGAGCGGCGGCCGCAGCCCACCCCCACCGCGGUCCGGAUAAAGCAGGAGCCCCUGGACUAGGCCCUGCCUCGGUGCCCGCCUGAGGCCGUCUGGCCCUGGGGACACCCCCAGGGACCUGGAAACAAUGCUGGGGAGCGCUGCCUCUGCCUGCGCAGCUGCGGGCCAUGAGACUGGGGGCGGGGCUGGAGGGUCCAGAACCAGCCCAGGGAGCCCCAGAUAUCAUGGCUACAGAAUGUGGGCUGCCGGAGGCCCGCCCACUGAAGGACGGUUGAUGGGACCCAGAGAUGCUGCCCUGGGAACAGUACUCCGGGUGCUCGGGUUCCCCAGCCCCUUGCGGCCUUCCCCGAGAUGGGGUCAGCAGAGGCUUCCGGGCCCACGCCAGAGGAGCCACUCAUCCUUCUCCACGCUUGGCAACUCCUUUGGGUCUCCUUGCGUCACAGAUGGCUUAUUUUUCUACAGUAUUUAAGAUGGAAGGAACUAACUGCACAAGCCAGAGAGGCCGACAAGGACCAACGCUUCUUCAUCUGGUGCUCAGUUCGUAGCUGGACGGGCAGCGCCCCGGACCCCCGGCAGAGGAGCUCCUGGGUGCUGGGGCCAGGGUGCCUGCAGAGUGGGGCUUGGAGACUUCUGGUCCCUGCUCCAAAGACAGACUCAGGAACGGCAAUGCCUUCGGAACUGAGGCAGGGUCUCCAGGGGGCAGGGCUGCUGGGAGGAGGGCUGUGUGGGGGUUGGAGGGGGUGGAAGGCUCCAAAACCAUCUGAGACCCUCCCCCUUUGCUGCCACCCAGGGUGCAGGCCACACUUGGUGAGUCACCUGACCUACUAAUGCCCCGAGGGCUUCUAGUCCUGUCUGUCCUCCCACCUGGGCUUCUGCAGAAGUCUCUCUCCAUCCAGACCAGCCACAGGGCCACACCGCAUCCUUACCUCAGGAAUGGGCCCCAUGGUGAAGGGGCCCGUGUGUCAGCAGCAUCCUCUGGGUCCCCAGCUCAGGAAGAGCCGUCCCCAGCUCCGAUUGUCCCACACUAAUAUGCACACUGAAUUGGAAGCAAGCUGUUACCCUAGCCUGCCGAUGAGACUGGGACACAAGGCAUACCUGGGGCUCUGGGUUCCAGAUUGCAACAAGGACCAGCCCCUAGGGGUCCUCCCAGACAACAGGUGCAAAGAUGGAUACCCCCCAUCCCCUAGCCUGGUCCUCCUUCCCCACGUGCUGGCUCCACCCGGGGUGGGGAAGUCUUGGAGGGGCCCCCAGCCGGCCUCCUGCCGUGUACGAUGCCUGUAGACUUGUAUAUGACUCCUUUAAUAUUGUAAAGAUGCCGAUGUACAAUUGUGUGUGUGUGUGUGUAAACACAUUACGUUCCCAGUUCAUGCCAUAAAUGAUGCUCUAAAGUGAA